AAAUCAUUAUGAUUCCGAGAUCAAAAUAACGUUCAACACACAACACCAACCGCCCCACACACUGCGCAAAACUUCUCAUCCUCUCUCUCUUUCCUCACAUGACUCGUUCCUUCAGGUUCCUUGGCGCCGGAAAUCCGUCGGCGACCACCACAACGGCCAACACGGACUCGUCGGAGCCACCAGCAGCUUUGGACUCAGACUUCGUGGUCAUACUAGCUGCACUUCUCUGCGCUUUGAUUUGUGUUCUCGGACUCAUAGCCGUGGCCCGCUGCGGCUGGCUUCGUCGGCUUUCCUCUACGGCUAAUUCGCAAACUCCGCCUCCGCCUUCUCUUCCUUCAUCUGCAAACAAAGGUCUGAAGAAGAAGGUACUCCGGUCACUUCCUAAAGAGACUUUCUCUGCUGAUUUCACCGCCAAAUUCUCCGAUUGCGCCAUUUGUCUGGCGGAAUUUACAGCCGGAGAUGAAAUCCGAGUGUUGCCUCAGUGCGGUCACGGAUUCCACGUGAACUGUAUCGACACGUGGCUGGGGUCUCACUCGUCCUGUCCAUCAUGCCGUCAGAUUUUGGUGGUGGCUAGGUGUCAAAAGUGCGGCGGUUUGCCGGCAAGUUCCAGCAGCGGAGCUGAAAGCGAGGCAAGAUUGAAAGAAAGAGAAGAUGAUGCCAAUAGGUGCCGAAGUUGAGGUAAUUUAACUGCGAAGAAGUACGAUGAAUGGAGAGAUGGGCAAUUUCUCUUGGAUUGAUAAUUACUGGUAGCGAUGGAGAUACUUUUUGUCUCCAUGGCUGACCCAUCCUUCUCAGCUUUUGGAUUGAUGUCCAUAUCCCUUAAUUGUUGUAUUUUAGAUGGUAAUUUUUAAUUAAGAGUGACAGAUAAUUAGAUUUAGAUAGGAAUGGACCACCGAAGGCAGGCAGCUGAACUAGCCAACCAACGGCAGGAGAUGUAUCCAGCAGAGGUGGGUCAGUUGUCACUGGGUUGAGCAGCCACCAGUUGAUUUUUGCGUUGACAAAUGAUUUCGUAUUUAAGCUGUCUUUCUGUAGUGCUCCAGUGGAAAUGACUUGACCGGACGUUUUCAUUUUACUUUAACUGAAAGGAUUAGAUCAAUUAUUGAGCAA
Jatropha curcas is the source of this 1107-nucleotide messenger RNA. Its product is annotated as RING/U-box superfamily protein. NCBI's taxonomy places the organism in Eukaryota, Viridiplantae, Streptophyta, Magnoliopsida, Malpighiales, Euphorbiaceae. The record is from RefSeq and is a predicted model, not a curated record.